GGAAGAGGACUUAGCAAAGAAGACAUUUACCCUGACUUCCAAGUUAGCAAAUUAUGAUCGGCGUGUGGGUGUCUUGAAACCUCACUUCCUCACCUAUUAUGAACCACAAAAUAUUUGGAUUUUGUGCUACGAAAAAUUCAAUCAUCUUCUAAGUGAAAUAAAAAUUAAUGCUGAGGAUUUUGUCAAUGGCGAUUCUCGGAUUCUAUCUUUUUGGUGGCGCAGUUCCAUACGGGACCUUUUACGAACGAUAAAGCAUAUGCAUUCUUAUAAGUUGUUUCAUAAGGGUUUGAAUGGAAGUGACAAUUAUGUUGUUGUUUCCGGUCGAGUCAAGAUUAUUAACAUCCAAAGUAGUUUUGAAGAUCUUGAAGAUCCUCCUUCACAAGUAAAUGCGUUGAGAAUGAAUGACUUAAAAGCAUUUAGGAACAUGUUAAAGGAAAAAAUAAUGUUGCCAGAAGAUUCUUGGAUUGAUCGUGAUUCUUUCUUUGAUUUCUUUGACAAAGAAGAAUAUCCGUACCAUAUAUUUAUUGAGAAACUAGCAAGCCAUCCCUUUUUAUUAACUCCAGCUGAAAGAAUGAAGAGUUUUUACAGUAUACAUGAUUCUGCAAAUGAAAGCAAGUUCAAGAGAAGAUUAGAUGGUAGGGCAUUCUAUGAGUAUAGGGAAUGGAAUAGGAAAGAUAUGGUUCCUGAGUUCCAAAAGGUUUAUAAAAUUUUCAAUUCGAAAUAUGACGGUGAUUGUGUAUGGGACCUUCUAGAAUUUUUGAGAGAUGUAUAUGAAGAUGAUAAUCCUCGUGAUUUAAAUGCUGUGUACGCUGAGGUCGAAAGGUUGUACCCUAAUUUCUUGGAGAAGAUUCAUGCCAUCAUAUGAAGAUCAUGGUAUAGCUAGCCUCCCUUCCACUCAACUUGAAGAUAUGCUUUUUCUUGCUGUGGAUUUGGGGACUUUUUUUUUAAUCUUAUGUGCUAAGAAAUUAGAAGAAAAUAAAUUUUAGGAUUUGGGAAUUUUUUUUAUCGCAUAGUUUAGCCUUUAAUUUUGAAUUCUUCCUUACAUCAGCGUAGUGCAAGGAACAACAAAUACAAUUUCAUGUUUUGCUUUCA
Prunus mume (Japanese apricot) is the source of this 1092-nucleotide messenger RNA. The record is from RefSeq and is a predicted model, not a curated record. Lineage: Eukaryota; Viridiplantae; Streptophyta; Magnoliopsida; Rosales; Rosaceae.